Ostreobium quekettii is the source of this 876-nucleotide messenger RNA. NCBI's taxonomy places the organism in Eukaryota, Viridiplantae, Chlorophyta, Ulvophyceae, Bryopsidales, Ostreobiaceae. The record is from the annotation of a GenBank genome assembly.
AUGAAAGGCAAUCCUGAAGGUGCAUGCAGCUUUUUCCAGAACGAGUACAUGUUGGACUACCAGAUAUCGCAGCUUCGGAAGCCACACAUCGCAGUAAUGGACAGGAUCACGAUGGGAGGUGGUGCAGGCCUGUCCAUGAACGGACCUUUCAGAAUUGCCACAGAGAGGACAGUUUUCGCCAUGCCAGAGUGCGCCAUCGGCCUAUUCCCGGAUGUCGGCGCCUCAAGGUUCCUCAACGACCUGCCCUACAGGAUGGGAAUGUAUAUGGCACUGACAGGAGCACGUUUGAAAGGUGCAGAGGUUAAGGCUGCUGGCUUGGCCACACACUUCAUCGAAUCAGGGCACCUCUCCAGAUUGGAACCGCAGUUGGACGCAUUAGGUCCCAAAGCCCGCGACUGGAGUGUUGUUGACGCAGUGCUGAAGGAAGCAGAGGCUUUGUCCGCACACCCUCCUAUGGAAGAGUUUAUGAAAAAGAUGAAUGCUGUCAGCUCAAUUUUUGGCAAAAACAGCCUGGCACAAGUUGUUGAAGCCCUGCACAGUGGAGAGCCCGAGCACAGAGAGCUUUGCCAGGAGUGUUUGAAUGCGAUGGGAAGGGGCUCGCCACUUUCUAUGGCGCUGGUUUUCGAGCAGCUCACCCGCCUUCGCGACACCGACCUGGCGAACUGCCUUGAGAUCGAAUUCCGACUGGCGCAGAGAUGCAGCAGGGGCGAUGCGGACUUCUGGGAGGGUGUGCGAGCCGUCCUCAUCGACAAAGACCAAAAUCCGAAGUGGAAAUACCCCAGCAUAGACAAGGUCCCAGACGACGUUGUGCAGGAAUUGUUUGAGCAAAGAGCGGACUUAAAAUCGCUAAAUCUCCAGCCCCGGGCGAAGAUGUGA